CAUUUCUGAUUUCUACCAUGCUAACAUGGACUGCAUGAGAAAAUUGCCGGCUUGGUUAGAUACUUAGAAGUUAGAUGUAAAUGUGGAGUAAUUAAUAAGAAUUAAUUAAUAAUUAAAGACAAUAUAUUUGCACAAAAAAAAAAAAGGCACACACCUUGCAAAUAUUGAUUAGAUUAAAAAACUUUGACUUGAUUUAAAUUGAUAUUGUUGAUAGACAAUUGUUGAGUAAAAAUGUCGUGGUUUUUGGGUUCACGUUAUAAACCACAAACUCCUGAGGAUUUUUCAUCAAUUUUAAAUGAAUCAAUGAAUCAAAAUGACACCAAAGAUUCUGAUUCUGCUAAAAAUGUCAAUGCAACUGUUGGAUUUAAUGCAGAAGCAUUUAUACGUGCAGCAGAAGCUGUUAAAAAAAUUGAACAAUCACCUCAUGCAAAGGAACUUUUGGAAAUAACAAAAUUACAAGAAAUAACAAAACAACAUGAAGCAGCAAAUCUUGUUAAAGAUAUGGAAGUACGAAUUGAACAAGCUAAAGCAGAAGGUAAAAGAAUUGAAGGUGAAGAAAGAAGAAAAAUACUUGCAGAAGAAGCUAGAAUUAAAAAAGAUAAUUCACAAUAUCAAGAUCAAUUAACAAGAAAACGUUAUCAAGAUCAAUUAGCUGCACAACAAAAAUCAAAUGAAGAAAUAAUGAAACAACAAGAAGCAUCUAUUGCUAAACAAGAAGCAUUAAGAAAAUCAACAAUGGAAUAUCAAGCUGAAUUACAACGUAAAAAUGAUGAACAAAAAAUGCAAGCAAAAUAUAUAGCUAAAGCUAAAGUUGAAAGAGAAAAUAAAGAUUUAAUGUUAGAAAAAAUAAGUUUAAAAGCUGCUGAACAUAGAACAACAGUUAUGGAAUCAAUAAAAACAACUGGUGCUAUUAUUGGUACUGGUAUGACAUCAUUAUUACAAGAUUGGGAUAAAAUAUUAGCUGCUGCUGGUGGUUUAUCAUUAGUUGCACUUGGUGUAUAUGCUGCAAAAGGUUCAACAGGUAUUACAGCAAGAUAUAUUGAAGCAAGAUUAGGUAAACCAUCAUUGGUACGUGAAACAUCACGUUUUUCAGCUCUUGAUAUAAUUCGUAAUCCAAUAAAAACAGUUAAAAAAUUACGUGAAAAAUCAGGUGAUGCAUUAAGUGGUGUUGUAUUAUCACCAAAACUUGAAGAAAAACUUCGUGAUAUUGCAAUUGCAACUAAAAAUACAAAACAUAAUUAUGGAAUGUUUAGAAAUAUAUUAAUGUAUGGUCCACCAGGUACUGGUAAAACAAUGUUUGCUAAAAAACUUGCUCAACAUUCUGGUAUGGAUUAUGCAAUAUUAACUGGUGGUGAUUUAACACCAUUAGGACGUGAUGGUGUUACAGCAAUACAUAAAGUAUUUGAUUGGUCAUCAACAUCAAGAAAAGGUUUAUUAUUAUUUAUUGAUGAAGCUGAUGCAUUUUUAAGAAAACGUUCUAGUGAACAUAUAUCAGAAGAUCUUAGAGCAAUGCUUAAUGCAUUUUUAUAUAGAACUGGUGAACAAAGUAAUAAAUUUAUGCUUGUACUUGCAUCAAAUACACCAGAACAAUUUGAUUGGGCUGUUAAUGAUCGUCUUGAUGAAAUGGUACAAUUUGAAUUACCUGGUCUUCAAGAAAGAGAACGUCUUAUUAGAUUAUAUUUUGAGAAAUUUGUUCUUAAACCAGCAACUGAAGGACAUAAAAGGCUUAAAGUUGAUCAAUUUGAUUAUAGUGCUCUUUGUAGUAAAAUGGCAUCAAUGACUGAAGGUAUGUCUGGAAGAGAAUUAUCAAAACUUGGUGUUGCUUGGCAAGCAGCUGCAUAUGCUUCAGCAGAUGGUGUUCUUACUGAACAAAUGGUUAUGGAAAAAUGUAACGAUGCUGUUAAACAACACAAACAAAAGGUUCAAUGGCAAAGUGAACAAGAAAGACAAGAAUCGAAAUCAAUGGAAGUCUAAAGUUCAAGCUGAAUUAAUUAUUAAUUUUAACUAUGUAACAUAUGGAAUAAUAAAAAAUUAAGAUUUUAAAAAUAAUAUAAUACAAAA
Molecule: messenger RNA, 2061 nt
Organism: Aphidius gifuensis
Lineage: Eukaryota; Metazoa; Arthropoda; Insecta; Hymenoptera; Braconidae
Gene: bor
Product: ATPase family AAA domain-containing protein 3A homolog
Exons: 4
Coding region: 232-1974 (580 amino acids)
Biological process (GO): mitochondrion organization
Cellular component (GO): mitochondrion
Molecular function (GO): ATP binding; zinc ion binding; ATP hydrolysis activity
Source: RefSeq, a predicted model, not a curated record